AUGAAGGGUCACAGUCAAGCAAUUAAAGGUCUCAUGAACCAGGAAGAUCAUGAUGUUGGAUUGCCGUUUUCAGAUGUCCAGAAGAAUGAUAAUUUUGAAGUUAAAAUGGUCUGUGCUCAUAAUGACUCUCAAAUAAAAGCACUUAAAGUCAAAAAUAUCAUUGCUGGAAAAGGUGGUAAAGAAAUUGAAAACGUUAGAAAUUGGCCAUUGGACUUGCAGGCAAGUAAACGAGAAAAAAGUAUGAAAAUGAGUGAAGUUGCAAUAAAACCAAAAAGAGUUUCAUGGAAAGCCAAAUUUAAAAAAUGGUUCAAAAGAUUUAAAAGUGGCGAUAAAGAAAAUGAAGGGGAGAUGAACCAAACUAAUUAUCAAGUCGACUUGCCUUUCUCUUCUGAUGUCCAGAACAAUGACGAUGAUGAAACGAAAAUGGAAAUUCAUCAAAGAGAAUCGCAAUUGAAAGAUCAAAAAAUUGAAAAUAUUGAUGAGAGAAGUGACGAUAAAGCAACUGAAAUGCACGUAAGCCAACCAGAUAAUAAAGUUAAAUUCGAUGGGUGGUCAUCUUUUGAUAGCCGGAAUUACGACAUUGCUAAAGGGAAAAUUCACUUCGUACAAAAGAAUUCUCAAGUAAAGGAAGUAAAAGUCAAAAACCUCAUCAUGAGUGGUGAUGACAAAGCAGUUGUAAACAUUAGAAAAUCGCCACCUGUCCUGCAAGCAAAUGAACGAGAAAUGAGCUUGAAAAUCAAUGAAGUUAAGACCGAACCAAAAAGUGUUUCUUUGAAAAUCAAACUAGAAAAAUGGCUUAGAAGGUUUAAAAGGGAAGAUAAAGAAUGUCAAGGUCACAUUAGCCAGUCGAAACAUGAAGACGGGUUGACAUCAUCUGAUAUCAAAACUAAUGACAAUGCUGAACUGAAAAUAAACUAUGGUCAAACAGAUACUAAAAUGAUUGUUGAAAAACUCGAACAGAUAACAAUGAAAGGUAACGAUAAAGAAUUCGAAAGGUGCACGAUACAGCCGAGGUAUGAAGUUGGGUUGUCAUCUUCCGAUAUUCAGAACAACGAAGAUGCUGAAAGGAUAAUGAAAUAUGCACAAACCAAUCUUCAAAUGGUGGUAGAAAAACUCGAAAAGAUCCCUUUGAAAAGUGACAAUAAAAAAAGUGAGGGGGACAUCUGUCACACAGAUUACGAAGUCGAGUUGCAGUCUUCCUGUAUGCAGAGAAACGACGAAGCUAGAAAUAAAAUGGACUGUACUCAAACACAUCCCCAAAUGAAACCAGAAAAACUUGAAAAUAUCAGUGUGGAAAAUGACGACAGAGACACUGAAAAAAACAUGAGUCUACUAGAUUAUGAAGUCAUUUUGUCAUCUUCUCAUAUCCAGAGUAACGACGAUGCUAAAGGAAAAAUGAAAUACGGUCAAACAGAUUUUCAAAUGAUGGCAGAAAAACAUGAAAAUAUCGCUAAUGAAAAUGACGAUGGAGAGUUUGAAGGGUGCACGAUUCAUCAGAAGUAUGAAGUCGGGAUGUCAUCUUCUGAUAUUCAGAAUAACGAAGACACUGAAAGAAACAUUAACUAUGCUCCAACCGAUCUUCAAAUGGUGACAGAAAAACUCGAAAAGAUCUCUUUGAAAAGUGAAAGUAAAAAAAGUGAGGGGGACAUCUGUCACACACAUUACGAAGUCGAGUUGCAAUCUUCCUGCAUGCAGAGAAAGGACGAUGCUAAAAAUAAAAUGAACUGUAGUCAAACAGAUCCCCAAAUGAAACCAGAAAAACUUGAAAAUAUCAGUGUGGAAAAUGACGACAGAGACACUGAAAAAAACAUGAGUCUACUAGAUUAUGAAGUCAUGUUGUCAUCUUCUCAUAUCCAGAGUAACGACGAUGCUAAAGGGAAAAUGAAAUACGGUCAAACAGAUUUUCAAAUGAUGGCAGAAAAACAUGAAAAUAUCGCUAAUGAAAAUGACGAUGAAGAGUUUGAAGGGUGCACGAUUCAGCUGAAGUAUAAAGUCGGGAUGUCAUCUUCUGAUAUUCAGAAUAACGAAGACAAUGAAAGAAACAUGAACUAUGCUCCAACCGAUCUUCAAAUGGUGACAGAAAAACUCGAAAAGAUCUCUUUGAAAAGUGAAAGUAAAAAAAGUGAGAGGGACAUCUGUCACACAGAUUACGAAGUCGAGUUGCAUUCUUUCUGUAUGCAGGGAAACGAUGAUGCUAAAAAGAAAAUGAACUAUAGUCAAACAGAUCCCCAAAUGAUAACUGAAAAACUUGAAAAUAUCUCUGAGGAAAAUGACGAUAGAGACACUGAAGAAAACAUGAGUCUACUAGAUUAUGAAGUCAUGUUGUCAUCUUCUCAUAUCCAGACUAACGACGAUGCUGAAAGGAAAAUGAAAUAUGGUCAAACGGAUUCUCAAAAUAUCUCUAUCAAAAGUGACGAUGACGAAUUUGAAGGGUACAUGAUUCAGCAGAAGUAUGAAGUCGGGAUGUCAUCUUCUGAUUGUCAGAAUAACGAAGACGCUGAAAGAAACAUGAACUAUGCUCCAAUCGAUCAAAUGAUGACAGAAAAACUCGAAAAGAUCCCUUUAAAAAGUGAAAGUAAAAAAAAUCUGGUGGACAUCUGUCACACAGAUUAUGAAGUUGAGUUGCAAUCUUCCUGCAUGCAGAGAAACGACGAUGCUAAAAAGAAAAUGAACUAUAGUCAAACAGAUCCCCAAAAGAAACAAGAAAAACUUGAAAAUAUCACUGUGGAAAAUGACGAUAGGGACACCGAAGAAAACAUGAGUCUACUAGAUUAUGAAGUCAUGUUAUCAUCUUCUCAUAUCCAGAGUAACGACGAUGCUAAAAGGAAAAUUAAAUACGGUCAAACAGAUUCUCAAAUGAUGGCAGAAAAAUACGAAAAUAUCACUAAUAAAAGUGACGAUGAAGAAUUCGAAGCGUGCACGAUUCAACAGAAGUAUGAAGUUGGGAUGUCGUUUUCUGAUGUGCUGAAUAACGAAGACGCUGAAAGAAACAUGAACUAUGCUCCAACCGAUCUUCAAAUGGUGACAGAAGAACUCGAAAAGAUCCCUUUGAAAAGUGAAAGUAAAAAAAAUGUGGUGGACAUCUGUCACACAGAUUACGAAGUCGAGUUGCAAUCUUCCUGUAUGCAAAGAAACGACGAUGAUAUAAAGAAAAUGAGCUAUAAUCAAACAGAUCCCCAAAUGAAACCAGAAAAACUUGAAAAUAUCACUAUGGAAAAUGACGAUAGAGACACUGAAGAAAACAUGAGUCUACUAGAUUAUGAAGUCAUGUUGUCAUCUUCUCAUAUCCAGAGUAACGACGAUGCUAAAAGGAAAAUGAAAUACGGUCAAACAGAUUCUCAAAUGAUAGCAGAAAAAUACGAAAAUAUCACUAAUAAAAGUGACGAUGAAGAAUUCGAAGCGUGCACGAUCCAGCAGAAGUAUGAAGUCGGGAUGUCAUCUUCUGAUAUUCAGAAUAACGAAGACGCUGAAAGGAACAUUAACUAUGCUCGAACCGAUCUUCAAAUGAUAGCAAAAGAAUUCAAAAAUAUCACUUUGAAAAGUGACAAUAAUGAAAUUGAAGGAAACAUGAGAAAUCCAGAUCAUAAAGCCUGGUUGCCAUCUUCUGAUAUUCAGAACAAUUACGCAGAUGAAAAAAAAAUGGACUCUGUGCAAAGAGAUCCUCAGAGGAAGGCCCCAAAACUCAAAAAUAUUGCUAUAAAAAGUAUCGAUCAAGAAAGUGAAAUGCACGCGUGCAAGCCAGAAUAUGAAUUUGGAUUUUUCGGGUCGUCAUCUUCAGAUAUCCAGAGUUACAACACUGCUGAAGAAAACGUUGACUUAGUUCAAAGAGAUUCUCAAGUAAAGACACAAACAGUGGAAAAUAUUAUCGCGAGAGAUGAUGGUGAAAGAGUUGCAAGUUUUGAACCUUGGACAUUGGACUGGCAAGAAGCUGAACAAGAAAUAAGCAGGAAAAUAAAUGAAGUUCCAAUUAAACAAAAAAGAGUUUCAUGGAAAACCAAGUUAGAAAAACGGUUUAAAAGGUAA
This is a messenger RNA of Uloborus diversus, 4023 nucleotides long. Its product is annotated as myb-like protein X. The coding region runs from base 1 to 4023 and encodes 1340 amino acids. The record is from RefSeq and is a predicted model, not a curated record. Lineage: Eukaryota; Metazoa; Arthropoda; Arachnida; Araneae; Uloboridae. The transcript has a single exon.